Messenger RNA from Protopolystoma xenopodis, 204 nucleotides. The record is from the annotation of a GenBank genome assembly. Lineage: Eukaryota; Metazoa; Platyhelminthes; Monogenea; Polystomatidea; Polystomatidae.
AUGGGACGGGAUGGGACGAAAGCCGCUUGCACAUGUGCCGUGGGCCAGUGGGCGAAAUCAAGAGCUCUUGUUGGCCCCGCCGCAUACUCAUUUCAGCGCGGUGGGCUGGGCACACACUUGAGCAAGAGAAAAUGCAGGCGCGUGCCCGCCAGCCUGUGGGUGCAUGUGUGUGAAAGGAAGGUGGGCUGGGAGGAGGAGGAGUGA